Caenorhabditis bovis is the source of this 7776-nucleotide messenger RNA. NCBI's taxonomy places the organism in Eukaryota, Metazoa, Nematoda, Chromadorea, Rhabditida, Rhabditidae. The record is from the annotation of a GenBank genome assembly.
AUGAAUUUAUAUGAAUCCGAUUUAUCUGAACUAUGCGAUCAAUUAAAAAAGACGGGCCCCGCUGACAAGUUUGAAAACGAAGAAAGAAUAUUCCAGCUUAUUUGGAUAUUAAACAAAUACUAUUCGGAUGAGACUGAUUUGAAAACUUCGCUGCUCAACGCAACGACAGAAUCUUUAGCAUCGGGAUUCAUGAAGUUUUUUGAUGAAGCCUUCUUCAGCAGUGGCAAAAAUGAUGGCAAAAUUUUUGGGUUUGAGAAUAGAUUGGAGAAAGCGAAAGAAGAUACCAAAUUGUGGUGGAGUAUUAUUUUUCGUCCUUUUGGAAAUUGGGAGGCGUUAACAAUAAGAAGUCGGAAACGAGCUAGAGCUUCAUCUAGAGAGAAUCGAGAGCCAACAGAUAACGAAACUAAUUCUUCUGCGGACUCUGAUGGAGCAGAAGCUCAAAACCGCGAGAGCUUCAUGAAUGUUGUUCGUAAGCAUCGUUUGAAUCGUGAGCGUUCGACUGACUCGCCUUCACCGGCUCAAACAGAAGAGGAAUUGGAGCUGGCCAACAGUCAAAUUUCUAUUAUGAGUAAAAGAGAUAAGGUGGUGGUUGCGCUACGUUUGCUCUUCAAACUCUGGCGUAGAGAUUGUGAUCACUAUGAGCAUAUGAAAAUCGUUUAUAAUUGGUUUGGAGAACUCCAGACAAAGAUUCAGUUCACUGAUAAUGUGCAUUUGUCCGAACUGAAUCUGAUGAUUUUUUACGAGGAAUUCGCAUUGACGGCUUUCAAAGAAACUCGCUGGAGACCCUUCAAUAACGAUCUUUUUGAACAAAUGUUGAAGGAUAUUCUCGAUAUGCAAUGUCUUGUACCGAGCGUGUUGAUCCAGAUUCAAAAUGAGGGAAACACUGCACUAUAUCCGCUAAUGCAAGAAGCUAUUCUUCUAUACAAAGUAAUCACAUUCGAAUACUGGGUACAGUUUGGGACAAACGCUCUCAUGUAUCACCAGGAAUUUUCCAAUUCAAUCGCUGAAAUGGCAGGUACAGUGGAUAAGGAACAUUUGGAUUGCUAUUUGAAAAUAGCUGGGAUAAUUCGUGAAUUUCGGACUAUUCCAAAUAACAAAUUCGUACAUAGCAUCAUGGAGUUUACGCUCAACUUUUGUGAGGGCAUGAAACCAGAGUCUCUUGCGACAUUCCUCUUAAAUUCGAAGAUUGGAUUUGGUAAAGCCGUGGCUGGUGCUGUGCUGCUGGAUAUCACGAAGAAUCUUCCACUAGAACUUAAGAUUGAAGUUCUUUCUCGUCACUUGCUUUCAUGCUGCUUCUUCCAAUAUUAUCUUUACCAACCCUGUUAUUGCGAUCGCGUGAUUAUGGAGCAGUUGAUUCCGAGCAGAAAGCUCGUAAAUAAAUGUCUUCUGGCUUUAUUCAAUGACAAUAAUAAUGACAACGAAGCAGCAAAGUACUAUCUGAAUAUCAUUUUUGACCACGAGUGCUUCCUUUGGAAGAAUCCGGAGUUUUGUCUAGAACAACAUGUUGGAUCUAGCCGCAAGAUCGUUAUGCGUGUGCGUAGUUUGUACAAGGAUGACCUGGACUAUUCGAGAUAUUGGCAAAAAAUAUUUGGAAAAUCGAACCUCGCCGCUCAUCAGUUAUUAUACGCCUACUGUAAUCCUAAUGGUCAGAGAGAAUUAUACGUCGACGAAUAUUUGGAAUUGAGAAUUCAAGAAUUUAUUCAUUAUGUAACUCUGUGGGAAUGUAGACUUUCUCGAAAGGCUUUUGCCGAUAUGCUGACGACACUAUUCGAAAGAUUUCCAACCUUACUUUCUCUUUCGCAAAUCACGUAUGUGACGGAAUCCUUUAUUGCGAUUUUCCGCCGUUUGUACCAUUUGCUAAUGAAACCGGAAUAUGUUCUGAAAUUGGGACCAUUCAAAGAACUACAACAAGCAAUUUUUGUAGGAUUCUCGCCAUUCUUGCAACAGUCUAACAGUUUCCGAUUAUUUCCUUACAUUGAAGCUUUCCGUUAUUGUGCAAACAAUCCUGAAGAGCCGAGAAUGGCCAAAACAUUAUUGGAUGUUGCGAGCGAAGGACCAGAUCCGACAGAGUUUCGAGAUAUUGAAACGAUUCCGAAAAUUCACAUUCCGAUGAAGUUUGACCAGUGGAUUUUGUUUACAGCUAGCUUCGAAAUUGCACCAAAUAAUACUUUUCACCUAUAUACUACUCUUGAUGGAAGGCCAGGUGAAGCUUAUCUUGUGUCCGAAAGACCAAUUACAAGAAAAACAAUGAAAUCUUAUGAAACCUCGGAGCUUUACUAUUCAAUCAGGAAAGUGCGUCAUUCGCAAAUUUCUUUUUUCAAAUUAUUCUUUAACCACCAUAUGGUUUACUCUUUGAUUGCCAUGGGACCCAAUAGACAUCCAUUCAUUGCACCAUGGCAGUUGGCGGAAAUGGGAAAUGUGAAAAUUUCCAACUGCUCGUUUUUCUUCACUCAAAACGCUUCGAACGAAAAAGAGAUUUUUGAUCUGAACGACUUGACAAUUCUAAAGGGUGCUGAAGCUGAUUACAGGAUGACCGACAAGAACACAAAUAUGAACAUUAUUUAUAAUGAUGAGAUUUUUUCUAAUGGUGGAGCUCCAGUUUUUGUGUACAUGUUUGCAAAAUACAUGCAACAUACGAACGACUGCUUUGAUGUGGAAGUUGCGAACGGUUUCUUAAAGUUGGUUCUGGAUAUUUCGCGCAAGCCUCAUCAAGAUUACGAGCGCUGGAACAAUUUGAUGGUCAAGCGUGUUUUACUGUUUCUAGUCAAGCACGAAAUUCACUUCACUCCAGAUAUUCUGAUAUUUCUCGAGUAUGCAUAUGAGUUUGAAUUUGAUCCAACAGGAACCGCCGUUUACCGUGAGAAAGACAUUGCCAUUCACCAUGAUGAAUUCACGAUGUUUGACAAAGAAGUGAUUUACAAGUUCCAGCUGGGAUUGGUCAAAGAUGCAGAAUUUCUUAAAUUGAUUAUUUCAUACUUGUACGAAACGGACGGCGCCGAUUAUGUUAAGUUGAUUCGUAUCUUCAUAUUCUCCGUUAACAGCAUCAAAUAUGGAUUGUUUAAUGUCAAUAAACUGAUUCCUGUCACCAUUCAUCUCCUCAAAACUAUUGGACUGAUUUUCGAGCAGAGCAACAUCAAGUAUUUUCGAGACAGGGAGACAGCCGAAGCACUCAAAAUCUUCAUAUUUAAACUACUCUCUGUAGCGGAUUCAGAAAAUCGAAUUAUGCUUGCUCGCCAGCUCUGGGAUACUUUGAUUCUUAUGCGCCCGGCAUCAAAAAUGUUUGUCGAAAGAAAUGUCAAACAUCAUUAUGGUUGGUAUAAGGAAGAAGCCAUCGAACAAGAAGCUGGAAAUAUUUCCACACUGAGCCUCGAAUUUGACCGAAUUCCUGGCAUGGCUGAAAUUAUCGAAGGCGAUGAUGAAUAUCAUCAAGAACCAAUGUACGAUGAUCUGAAUGAGCCAUUGAGAAACAAAGAGCUUAAUGGUGAUUGCAUUCGAAUAGCAAUUCUCGAUAUUCUAAUUGAAACCAUCCGACUUGCCCCAGAUAACGAAAAAUUAACCAAUUACAUGAUGUGCACGGAAGUCGUCAUUGUACUUCUCACAAAUGAGAAUAAAAAGGAAGUCGUUGAGAAAUUAAUGGAAUUGUUAUCAGUUAUGAUAAAUAAUUCGGCGAAUGAUGAAGAGAAGUUUGUUAUUGCAAAGUCUUCCCAACUGAAAGUACUUGCUAUGCAGUUGGUUGGAAAACCGUCCAGCAUUUUUGUUUCAAAUAGGCUAUUCUCGAUUCUUUUCCAAGAAGAUGUUGACAUUUCUGCAGGACUCGAUGCUCACCAUGUUGAAUUUUAUGAGCCAAAUCUUAUUUCUUGUUGUAUUUUGGAAUCCUUGUUCGUUUCGUUCAGUCAAUCGAUCUAUUGUGAUGACGAGGGUGAGAUGUUCGUGCAUACAUGCCAUGCCCUCAAAACGAUUUUCGAAUACAAUGAUCAACUCCGACAAGCAAUGAUUGAACGCAGAUUUGAAGAUGUGAUGGUUGAAGUAUUCCGCAAUCUUUCUUUUCUUGCCGAAAAUGAUAUUACACUAUAUGCGCUAAGCUCAAUGAAAUCAACAUGGCUCUCGUUCGCCAGAGCGAUGGUUUCGAAUGCAGUUAUUUUAGAGAACAAUAAAUUAUUCGCAUGCGCAGAGCGAAUGGUGAAGCUAAUGAUCUUGGCAUACAUCCAAGAAAUCAACGAAGAAAGGCGUUCGGGAAGGAAAAUUGCCUCACCAAAAAUGUUCCGCGUGAUUUCAACCAUUCUGUUCACAUUCCUUUCGUUUAUUACCGAACGGGUUGAUUUAGAUUCGCAAAAACACAAAAGCGCGAGUGCGGACAACACGCCAUCUGAUAGUGAGUCGAUCACUCCAGAUGACGUCGAAUAUGUUGGAUAUUACGACAAUGUGUUCCGAUUGAGCGAUGAGAUUGAAACAUUCCGUGACAAAAUUCGCCAGAAAUUCCGAGGUUCUGUUCCUUCGCUGAAAUGCCCAUACCGCAAGAAACCGGCUCGGCCAGUAACACCAAAUGAAAUGACGAAUAGAAUGAAAAGAGUUAUGUCUUUGUGUCAUUGUUUCUACACGACUUGUAGCAUGCCCGAUGAUCUCGAGGAACCAGAGGAAUCUCUGUACGACCUUUAUUUCGAAUUUCUCACUCGUGUAUCACUUGAGGACAAUUUAAUUAAUCGUAAUCCGUGGUUUCUCAACGUUCAAAAUGACGCUCGCUUGAAUCUUGCCAGUUUAAUUGCAACCAUCUUGUUCGACUAUUCCAGAAAGAGUGAAAAAAAACUAUAUGCUGUUUAUAUAAAAUUGCGCAAAAUAGAGAUCAUUACCCGAUUACUUCAUGCUACCUCAUUGCACAAAGUCCGAAUCAUUCUUGGAAUGAAUAUGAAUAUUGAGGCUUGUAUCCAGUCGGCGUUACUGGAUGACAUUAUUUUCUUUGGAAGGAAUGAUCAACUCACCGAUUUAGCACAUCAAUUCUUGAGAAGAUUUGAAUUGUCAUAUGCGGAUAUAGUUGCGAAUCUUACUUCGCUUGAAGAUGACGCAAAAGAAAACUUGAAAAGCGAGUAUGAAAUUGUGGCUCAAUGGUGUAAUCAAAAUCGAAGUGAAAGCAUUCGAAUGCUUUAUUAUAGUACUAUUGCCUGGCAGUUCACAGAAGUAGACGAAUUUGAAAACAUGGUCAAUGGUUUAACUCAACAUGCCGUGAUGGUCCAAGGAAAGGCGAGAGGAAUUACGUACGCUCUUUUGAAACAAAUGAUAAAAUCAGAAAGGGAAGAACUUGUGGAAGUUCUUAAAUAUGAGAAAUGUUUCGAACAUAUUGGGCAUAUGACUGAGGUAAUUCCUUCCAACAGUUUUAUUCCAAAGGAAAUUUCGUCUGUUCACGGACCAAAAGGAGAGCGAAUGCGUUUUGAGGACACAUAUAAUCCUCUUCCUCCGCAGUUCCAUAAGUUGAAAAUACUCCAAAAGAACAAGCUAAUGCCGUAUUUGAUCUCGAAACCGACCAUUUGUCAGAACAAAUCGGUUCGUGAAGGAAGUAUUGCCGCGUAUGAUGCAACGUUGGCAAGAAAGGGAAAAUAUUAUGAAGGGGCACUGGUGAUUACCGAUUUGAGCAUUUACUUUAUGCCUUCUAAUGACUCGAAGAAGUUCGACGAAAACAUUGAAGUUAUGUUCACUCAGGUGAAAAUUAUUCAUCAUCGUCGUUUCGAGCUGAAGGAUGUUGCUUUUGAGUUAUUCCUUAACUCAAACGAAUCAGUCUUUAUUGCGUUGAGAAGAGAACAAGACCGCAACGAAGUGAUUGAGAUGAUAAGCACUCGAGCUUCCUGCAAAAUUGCGCAGCCUUUGGAUCUUGCGGAAUACACUAAACAAUGGUCGGCUGGAUUAAUUUCGAAUUUCGAAUACUUGAUGAUCCUAAACACAUACUCUGGAAGGUCUUACCAUGAUUUCAUGCAAUAUCCCGUAAUGCCUCAUGUUAUUGCUAUUGAUACAUCACCUUACUUGGACUUGAAAAAUUUCAGAAAUUACCGAGAUUUUAAAAAGCCCAUUGCUAUUCAAAAUGAUGAAAUGAUAAAACGCUACGAAGAAUGUUACAAAAUGCUCGAAGAAAUGGGCGAAACACAGCCGUAUCAUUAUGCAUCGCUUUAUUCGAAUUUGGCCACUGUCAGCUUUUUCCUCAUCCGCCUGUUACCUCAUGCAUCGAUCGCCAUCGACUUCCAGGACGGAACAUUCGAUUGCCCUGAUAGAAUCUUCCAUUGCCUCCAGUCUGCCUACCGAUUGUCUUCCGGUGGAUCUGCAACAGAUUACAAGGAACUCGUCCCAGAGAUGUUCACGACCCCAGAGGUGUUCCUCAAUUUGAAUUCCAUGCGGUUUGGAGAUGGACAAAAUGGAAAUCCAAUAGACAAUGUGGUCAUGCCGAGAUGGUGCCAAUCAGAAAACCUAUUUUUUGUCAAUAGAUUCUUGCAAAAGAAGGAAAAUACGGAUUUUUUUGAAGCUUACCUCUUUGUCUUGGCACAACGACAUGCUUUAGAGUCACGUCAUGUGCAAGAGAACCUUCACCAUUGGAUUGAUUUGGUAUUCGGAUACAAACAGACAGGCGAAGAUGCUCGACAGGCAAUGAACGUUUUCCAUCCAGCGGUUUAUCCGGAAAGCAUUCCACCUGCUGAGACGGAGCCCAUUCUUUAUGCCGCACAUAUUGCUAAUGUUCGAAAUAUCGGUCAAGUCCCAAAAAAACUUUUCAAUAAGCCGCAUGUCAAGAGAAAUGCUCCAAUUAACCACAUCAAUGAAUUUGAAUUCUUGAACCUACAUUCAUUGGCAUUAGGUAAUCAAAUUUUCCAGCAUGAACUCGAGAUUAAGGAAUUUGAUGAGACCGCAGAAGAACGACUUCGCACUUUCCUUCGCACAAAAUGUGGGAAUAACAUUCAAAGAAAUUCGAUAAAUGAAGAACACCCACUGAAAUGUCAUGACUUCGUACCAAUUAAUAUGGAUUUGAAUGCAAAAUUCUAUGUUUCCUUUUUCGAUAACAUAAUGCAUGUUUGCAACGCGAAAGCGAAGAAAUUCUCAGUGACUCACUUGACUGGAAACCUUGUUGAUUAUAGAGUUACACCAGAUGGAUCUGUAGCGGCAGUUUGCCAGGAAUACGGUGUUAUCGAUAUUUACUGCAAUACUGAAACUGAUUUCUUCGGAAAUAAGUAUAUUUCUACUGUUCUCACCGAUACUAUUUUCACGAAUGGUGGAAAUAUCUCCGAUUUUGCCAUUUGUGUUCCAUUCAACGUUCUUUUCACGAUUAGCGAGUCGAAUGGUAACAAACAGUAUAUUGCUGCGUGGGAUGUGCACAAAAAAUCAUUGAUCAAAAGAAAUGAGGUGCGAGGAGAAAAUAUUAAAAUAUUUGCGCUACUGAAGCAUACCGCUGAGUUAAUUAUCGGUGAAACGACUGAUUACAAGAAUGAGAAGAAAGUGACAGAUUGCGUGAUUCAGAAAUAUUCUUGUAAUGGGCGUCUGAUUAUGGAGCAGACGCAUGAGGUUGCCUUUAUUGAUGGUUCGGCAUCUCAAAUGAAGCCUGGUGAAGGUAUUCCUAUUAUUGCAACAAUUUGCAUCGAUUCAACAAUCAGACUCUUUGAGUCGAUUUCUCUCAAUCCAGUUCGAUCUAUCGAUUUGGCUAGAAUGAUUCGUUCGCCUCCUUACCGAAUUUUAUAUGAUGAAUCGAAUAACAUCCAACUCAUCGACGAGACAAAGAAAAAAUGGAUUCUGUCGCGUAUGCAAUGUUAA